GGACCUGAUUCCACAAUCUCCACCCAGUCUGUCCCAAUGCAGUGAUCUGGUGUGAGUUCUGUUCUUCUACAAAUAAUUUAAAUCUGAAACCUGCAACCUUCACAAUACAGAGCUCUGAAAAUGCCAUUUUUCAAGGACUUGUUUAAAAGAUUAAUUCAUGACGACGACUACGAGCCAGAAGACAAGCCGGACAAAGGAUUUUUGAAAAGAAGUGCCAAGCCUUACUAUGGCACCGUCCGACCGGAUCCGGACUUCAGCGCCAGCAGAGAUGCUGUUGCUUUACAGAAAGCCAUUGAAACAAAAGGCGUGGAUGAAAAUACCAUUACAGAGAUCCUAGCGAGACGCACGAAUGCACAGAGACAGGAAAUCAAAGCAGCUUUUCAGCAAAACACUGGAAAAGAUUUAGUGAAGGCUUUGGAUUUGGUCGUGAAGUCCCAGUACCAAGAUGUAGUCCUGGCUCUGCUGAUGACUCCAGCAGAGUACGAUGCCCAUGAAAUCAGAAAGGCGUUGAAGGGUUUGGGAACCAAGGAACAUGUGCUGAAUGAAAUUCUGGGGACGAGAUCAAACCAGGAAAUUAACUCGUUAAAAACUGCCUUCAAAGAUGCAUAUGGAGAGGAACUGGAGCAUGAUAUUGACGGUGACACUAGGGGACAUUACCAGACGGCUUUGCUCAACCUGUGCAAGGGUAACAGAAGUGAGGAUGAUGACAUUGAUGAUGGGCUCGCAAAAAGUGAGGCCAAGUCUCUGUUUGAAGCUGGAGAAAAAAAGCUUGGAACAGUGUCUUCUGUUUUCAUCCACAUUCUCACCUCCAGAAGCGAAGCGCAGUUGUGCAAAAUUUUCAAGCAGUAUGAAAAGUUUAGCACAAAGGGCUUUGCUGAGGCGGUGGAGAAUGAGCUAAGUGGAGACACUGAGGACUGCCUAAUGACCUUAGUGAAAGCAGCCUGGAACAAACCUGCCUACUUUGCAGAAAGGCUGCAUCUGGCCAUGAAGGGCAGAGGGGCCGACCAUAACACACUGAUUCGGAUCAUAGUGAGUCGGUCUGAAGUGGACCUGAAGAAAAUUUUGCAUGAGUACAAAAGGCUAUAUGGGAUAAUGCUUCAGCAAGACAUCCUCGAAGAAACCAGAGGGGACUAUGAGAGAAUUCUCCUGGUGCUCUGUGGAGACUAAACAGGAGUCUGAGCAUGUACAUCAAAAUGUUCAAGAUAUUUUAGUGCACAGUGCUGCAUAUCCCAAAAAAAAAAAGGUCAUUGUAAUGAAUCUGUGUUUCAACAUUCAAGCUUAAUAAAACUACUUCCCGAAAACUUU
Molecule: messenger RNA, 1305 nt
Organism: Neoarius graeffei (lesser salmon catfish)
Lineage: Eukaryota; Metazoa; Chordata; Actinopteri; Siluriformes; Ariidae
Product: annexin A1-like
Exons: 13
Coding region: 121-1167 (348 amino acids)
Biological process (GO): endocrine pancreas development; actin cytoskeleton organization; prostate gland development
Cellular component (GO): cytoplasm; plasma membrane
Molecular function (GO): calcium-dependent phospholipid binding; calcium ion binding; phospholipase A2 inhibitor activity
Source: RefSeq, a predicted model, not a curated record